AUGAACGUAAUUGCCUCAUGCUGGGAGGAGUUGUUCCCGUUAAAGAGCCCUCCAUCGGCUGGGAGUCGCAGGACUGCAGAUGCAAAGGAGUGGGAACAGGUCUUCACCGAUUGCCAUCGAAUCCAAGCCGCGACUGCCCAGCAAGAGACAACGGAUACUGCUCGAGUUUCCUGCCGGUAUGCAAUUAGCGUUCCUGCUAAUAGUGAGGCCCUAGUUUGGGCCAAGCUGCCAAGUCGAACCCGCUGCCAGAACACAUGUGUGCUGGUAGAAGCGCACGAAGAGCGCCAGGGUGUGGAGGUGGCCAGAGCUCUGACGAGGGUGCACAGAGGACGGGUGCCAGUGCGGGUGCGCAACCUCCUGCCACACCCUGUGCUCCUCCAUCGACAUCACAAGCUGGCUAAGGUGACUGGGGUGGACGCUACUCAGGUGGUGGACGGCCCAGAGAUUCACUUGUCGGAGGUGAGUCCUGGGGUGAUAGAGGUGAGCGUGGUACAAUUGGGGACAGACUUGAAGGACAUGGGGGAGGGGCUUCCUGAACAUCUUUCAUGUGAGUCCCUACAGGGUGAUGGCCUCAGCACUGACCAACAACGACAGCUCAGCCAGUUCCUGGCAAAGUGGCAACACGUGUUUUCAUCUCAUGAAGAAGACUAUGGGUGCACUGACCUGGUGACCCAUCAUAUACCCACAGGUGAGGCCCCACCUAUCCGAGAGAGGUACAGGCCCGUACCCCCCACCCUCUACAAAGAGAUCAGGACCUUAUUACAAGCCCACCUAAACCACUUGGAUGGAGUGUUCCAGUCCCUGCAGAAAUAUGGCCUCAAGUUGCGCCCUGAAAAGUGUCAGCUAUUCCAACGUGAAGUCAAGUUCCUGGGCCAUCGCAUUGGUGGAAAGGGGGUCUCUCCUGAUCCGGACAAGGUGGCAGCUGUUCAGGACUGGCAACCACCGGGGACUGUAAGGCAACCAUUGCCGUCCACGUGUGAGGGACUGGACUAGGACCUGGCCUGCUGCAGCCUCGGAUGACCAGUCGGUUGGGGGAUCCAGAGACUACCGAGCGGGUGUGGUAGACUACACAACACACACAACCCGGGACCCUCAGCUGACUGACCGAGACGGGAUACUGAAGGACAAAUUAAACUGGACUAUUACAUCCUUUAUUACGGAAAAACACUACAGUUUUAAUUGUUACUUAAAUAAAAUACAGACUUUUACUA
Messenger RNA from Sardina pilchardus (European sardine), 1211 nucleotides. RefSeq lists its product as uncharacterized. Bases 1 to 993 code for a protein of 330 amino acids. The transcript has 3 exons. The record is from RefSeq and is a predicted model, not a curated record. Lineage: Eukaryota; Metazoa; Chordata; Actinopteri; Clupeiformes; Clupeidae.